This is a messenger RNA of Peromyscus eremicus (cactus mouse), 11579 nucleotides long. It is a transcript of the gene Fryl, whose product is annotated as FRY like transcription coactivator. Gene Ontology annotation, cellular component: cell cortex; site of polarized growth. The coding region runs from base 615 to 9719 and encodes 3034 amino acids. The transcript is spliced from 65 exons. Gene Ontology annotation, biological process: cell morphogenesis; neuron projection development. NCBI's taxonomy places the organism in Eukaryota, Metazoa, Chordata, Mammalia, Rodentia, Cricetidae. The record is from RefSeq and is a predicted model, not a curated record.
GGAAGGGGUGGGCAGAGCUCGCAGCACCGCCGGGCGCCCGUCGGGCUCUGGGAGAGACAGAAAUCCGGUUAAAAUCAGAGUCGGAGGGAGGUUUAACCACGGAUCGGUCCCGAUCGGAUUAUUCCUUAAAGGGGACGCGCCAUUGUCAAAGAGAACGAAGCCUGGGGCCCGAGGGCGGGGACCGGCGGCGCUGGAGGAGCGAGGCAGCUGCACGGGACUGGGGACCUGCCUUCGACAUUCCGCGUUCUGCUUCACACAUGGAGAGUUGCCGCCGCUGCUUUUACCCAGCGUGCCCACGUCAGUGCCUGUAAAGUGCAAGCUCCAGGGUGGAAACGUUUCUAGAUGGAUCCUUUCCAAAUUUGGUGUCUUUUCUACAAACUCUGUGCCUCAACAUCCAUUUCUAAGUGAGAAGAAGCCAUUUAUUUGAAUCUGGGCAGUUAACCUCCAAAUGCUAAUUCUCCAAACUGCUUGAGAGUCAUGCACGAUUAGAUGCUCCAUGUCACCACCAAGAACUUAGUCUGGCGUGGCCCUACGCUUCAGCACCAGUCAGCAAAGUGAAUAAGUUCUGUGCUGCUUCCAACUUCCAUUCCACUUUGGGAAGAAAGAGCAUCAUCAUGUCAAGCAUCACCAUUGACCCGGAGGUCAAGCCUGGAGAAUAUGUCAUCAAGAGCCUCUUUGCAGAAUUUGCUGUUCAAGCUGAAAAGAAAAUUGAAGUUGUAAUGGCUGAACCCUUGGAGAAGCUGUUAUCCAGAUCUCUGCAGAGGGGUGAAGACCUACAGUUUGACCAGUUGAUAAGCUCCAUGAGCUCCGUAGCCGAGCACUGUCUCCCUUCCUUACUCCGAACCUUGUUUGACUGGUACAGACGCCAGAACGGAACCGAAGAUGAAUCUUACGAGUACAGGCCUAGGUCUAGCACGAAAUCGAAGGGAGAUGAGCAGCAUCGUGAGAGAGACUAUCUUCUGGAACGGCGGGACUUAGCUGUAGACUUCAUUUUUUGUUUAGUCUUGGUUGAAGUUCUAAAGCAGAUUCCCGUUCACCCUGUGCCCGACCCCUUGGUUCACGAGGUUCUGAACCUAGCCUUUAAGCACUUUAAGCACAAGGAAGGAUACUCAGGAACCAACACUGGGAACGUUCAUGUCAUUGCGGAUUUGUACGCAGAGGUGAUUGGCGUUCUUGCCCAGUCAAAGUUUCAGGCUGUAAGGAAGAAGUUCGUGACCGAGUUAAAAGAGCUACGACAGAAGGAGCAGAGCCCGCACGUGGUUCAGAGUGUCAUCAGCUUGAUAAUGGGGAUGAAGUUUUUCCGAGUGAAGAUGUAUCCUGUGGAAGAUUUUGAAGCAUCAUUUCAGUUCAUGCAGGAAUGCGCUCAGUAUUUCUUAGAAGUAAAAGAUAAGGAUAUAAAACAUGCGCUCGCUGGCUUAUUUGUGGAGAUUCUUAUCCCUGUAGCUGCUGCUGUUAAAAAUGAAGUCAAUGUCCCCUGUUUGAAAAAUUUUGUGGAGAUGCUCUAUCAGACUACGUUCGAACUGAGCUCCAGGAAGAAGCAUUCACUGGCUUUGUACCCACUAAUUACCUGUCUUCUGUGUGUCAGUCAGAAACAGUUUUUUUUAAAUAACUGGCAUAUUUUCCUACAAAACUGUUUGUCACAUUUAAAGAUGCCAUCUAACAACAGUAUCAGAAAACAAAUAGAAACCCUGCAGAAUAAAGACCCUAAAAUGUCUCGAGUCGCGCUGGAGUCCUUGUAUAGACUGUUGUGGGUUUAUGUAAUUAGAAUAAAAUGUGAGAGCAAUACUGUAACUCAGAGUCGCCUGAUGAGCAUAGUGUCCGCACUUUUCCCAAAAGGCUCCCGCAGCGUGGUUCCCCGUGACACCCCUCUCAACAUAUUUGUGAAGAUCAUCCAGUUCAUUGCUCAGGAACGUUUGGAUUUUGCAAUGAAAGAAAUAAUAUUUGAUCUUCUCAGUGUUGGAAAAUCUACCAAGACUUUCACCAUUAAUCCAGAGAGGAUGAACAUUGGCCUCCGGGUCUUCCUUGUCAUCGCGGACAGCCUGCAGCAGAAAGAUGGCGACCCUCCCAUGCCUACCACGGGCGUCAUUCUUCCCUCAGGAAACACCCUUCGCGUGAAGAAGAUUUUUCUCAAUAAAACCUUGACAGACGAAGAGGCAAAAGUCAUAGGAAUGUCGGUUUACUAUCCUCAAGUAAGAAAAGCAUUAGAUAGCAUUCUCCGACAUUUGGACAAAGAGGUUGGGAGACCAAUGUGUAUGACCAGCGUGCAGAUGUCCAACAAGGAGCCUGAAGACAUGAUUACGGGGGAAAGAAAACCCAAAAUCGAUUUGUUUAGAACAUGCAUUGCUGCGAUCCCCAGGCUGAUUCCCGAUGGCAUGAGCAGAACCGACCUCAUUGAGCUGUUAGCAAGGCUCACGGUCCACAUGGACGAAGAGCUGCGGGCCCUGGCCUUCAACACGCUCCAGGCGCUCAUGCUCGAUUUUCCAGAUUGGCGGGAGGACGUUCUUUCAGGAUUUGUAUAUUUUAUUGUUCGUGAAGUGACGGAUGUCCACCCCACCCUUCUUGAUAAUGCUGUAAAGAUGUUGGUACAGUUGAUAAAUCAGUGGAAACAGGCAGCUCAGAUGUAUAACAAGACCCAGGACUCCCAGCAUUGUAUCGCUAAUGGAGGUCAUCAUCCCCCUCCUCUGGAAAGGAACCCAUAUUCCACUGUGUUCCAUGUGGUCGAAGGCUUUGCACUGGUCAUCCUCUGUAGCAGCCGGCCCGCCACCAGAAGACUAGCUGUCAGUGUCCUUAGAGAAAUACGGGCUUUGUUUGCACUUUUGGAGGUCCCUAAGGGUGAGGAUGAGCUAGCCAUAGAUGUGAUGGACAGACUCAGCCCCUCCAUUCUUGAGAGCUUCAUACAUCUCACGGGGGCCGAUCAGACUACUUUGCUGUAUUGCCCCAGCUCGGUAGAUCUGCAGACGUUAGCAGAAUGGAACUCCUCUCCCAUCAGCCACCAGUUUGACGUGAUCAGUCCCUCCCACAUUUGGAUAUUUGCACAUGUGACCCAAGGCCAAGACCCGUGGAUUAUAAGUCUCUCCAGUUUUCUAAAGCAGGAAAAUCUUCCUAAACACUGCUCCACAGCUGUGAGCUACGCGUGGAUGUUCGCGUACACGAGGCUGCAGCUGCUGUCCCCCCAAGUUGAUGUAAAUAGCCCCAUCAAUGCAAAGAAGGUAAACGCCACCACGAGCAGUGACUCCUACAUUGGCCUGUGGAGAAACUACCUAAUUCUCUGCUGCAGCGCAGCCGCCUCCCCCUCCCCGACCCCCUCCCCCUCCUCCUCGGCAUCCACAGGCCCCAUGAGAUGCUCUCCUCCUGAGACGCUGGCGUCCACCCCUGACAGUGGUUACAGCAUCGACGCCAAGAUUAUUGGCAUCCCAUCCCCUUCAUCCUUGUUCAAGCACAUAGUUCCAAUGAUGCGCUCCGAGAGCAUGGAAGUCACAGAGUCCCUUGUUCUAGGUCUUGGCAGGACCAACCCAGGAGCCUUUAGGGAGCUGAUAGAGGAGUUACACCCCAUAAUUAAAGAAGCACUUGAAAGAAGGCCAGAGAAUAUGAAACGGCGCAGGCGUCGAGACAUAUUACGAGUACAGCUGGUCCGGAUAUUUGAACUGCUGGCGGAUGCUGGUGUCAUUAGUCACAGUGCAAGCGGUGGCCUUGACAGCGAAACGCAUUUCCUCAACAACACUUUGUUGGAGUACGUAGAUUUGACGCGACAGCUUCUAGAGGCAGAAAACGAAAAGGACUCUGACACGCUGAAGGAUAUCCGGUGUCAUUUCAGUGCCUUAGUGGCGAAUAUCAUUCAGAACGUGCCAGUGCACCAGAGAAGAAGUAUUUUUCCUCAACAAAGCCUUCGUCACAGUCUGUUUAUGCUGUUCAGUCACUGGGCAGGCCCCUUUAGCAUCAUGUUUACACCCUUGGACAGAUACAGUGAUAGGAAUAUGCAAAUCAAUAGACAUCAAUACUGUGCAUUAAAGGCCAUGUCUGCUGUCCUGUGUUGUGGCCCUGUUGCAGACAAUGUGGGACUGUCAUCCGAUGGUUAUUUAUACAAGUGGCUGGAUAACAUUCUGGACUCUCUGGAUAAAAAGGUUCACCAGCUGGGCUGUGAGGCAGUCACGUUGCUGCUGGAGCUGAACCCAGAUCAGAGCAACCUGAUGUACUGGGCCGUGGACCGCUGCUACACGGGUUCCCGGAGGGUAGCAGCGGGCUGCUUCAAAGCCAUUGCCAACGUGUUCCAGAACAGGGAUUAUCAGUGUGACACAGUGAUGCUCCUAAACCUGAUACUGUUUAAAGCAGCUGACUCUUCUAGAAGUAUCUAUGAAGUUGCUAUGCAACUCUUACAGAUCCUGGAACCGAAGAUGUUUCGCUAUGCCCACAAAUUGGAAGUUCAGAGAACAGAUGGAGUCCUCAGCCAGCUGUCCCCGCUGCCGCAUCUGUAUUCCGUUUCUUAUUACCAGUUGUCUGAGGAACUAGCCAGGGCGUAUCCAGAGCUCACUCUCGCCAUGUUCUCAGAGAUCAGCCAGCGGAUCCAAACGGCUCACCCAGCAGGGCGGCAGGCCAUGCUUCAUUAUCUCCUGCCCUGGAUGAACAACAUCGAGCUGGUUGAUUUCAAACCUCUGCCCUCAGCGAGACGGCAGGAUGAAGAUGAGGAUGAUUCACUAAAAGACAGAGAGCUCAUGGUGACGAGCAGGCGCUGGUUACGGGGAGAAGGCUGGGGAUCCCCACAGGCCACCGCCAUGGUGUUGAACAAUCUCAUGUACAUGACAGCGAAGUAUGGUGAUGAGCUGGCCUGGUCGGAGGUGGAGAACGUGUGGACCACACUGGCAGAUGGCUGGCCAAAGAACCUGAAAAUUAUUUUGCACUUUUUGAUCAGCAUUUGUGGGGUGAAUAGUGAACCAAGCCUUUUGCCUUACGUGAAGAAAGUCAUCGUUUAUCUGGGCAGAGACAAAACGAUGCAGCUGCUAGAAGAGCUGGUGAGUGAGCUUCAGCUCACAGACCCCGUCAGCUCGGGCGUCACGCACAUGGACAACCCGCCCUACUACCGUAUAACUUCCAGCUGCAAAAUCCCUUCAGUCACCUCAGGAACUACUUCCAGUAGCAAUACAAUGGUAGCUCCCACAGACUGCAACGCCGACAGUAAGGCCCUGAAGGAGAACUUUGAAGAGAACUAUGUGCACCUGGACAUCUACGGUGGCCUGAACAGUCAUUUAAACCGACAACAUCACAGACUGGAGUCUCGAUACAGCAGCAGUUCCGGAGGGUCUUACGAAGAGGAAAAAAGUGACUCAAUGCCACUUUAUUCUAAUUGGCGCCUGAAAGUGAUGGAGCAUAACCAAGGAGAGCCACUGCCCUUCCCACCAGCUGGAGGCUGCUGGUCACCACUGGUGGAUUACGUGCCUGAAACGUCAUCACCUGGAUUACCUCUUCACAGGUGUAACAUAGCCGUGAUCCUGCUGACAGACCUGAUCAUUGACCACAGUGUGAAGGUGGAAUGGGGCAGCUACCUCCAUCUUCUUCUUCAUGCAAUUUUUAUAGGGUUUGACCACUGCCACCCAGAGGUGUACGAACAUUGCAAGCGCCUGCUUCUGCACUUACUAAUAGUGAUGGGACCCAACAGUAACAUCCGAACUGUUGCCUCUGUCCUUCUCAGGAACAAGGACUUCAAUGAGCCCAGGGUGUUGACAGUCAAGCAGACUGCACACUCCGAGUACACUUUCACAGCAGGCAUUAACGAUUUUAUACCUGAUUACCAGACCUCCCCCAUGACUGACUCAGGGCUUAGCUCAAGUUCUACCUCCUCUAGUAUCAGCUUAGGAAACAACAGCGCUGCCAUUUCACAGCUCCACACCACCCUCCUCGGCGAGGUGGACCUCUCAGUGGAGCAGGAUGGAAAAGUCAAAACCCUCAUGGAGUUUAUUACCUCAAGAAAACGAGGGCCCCUUUGGAACCAUGAGGAUGUUUCCGCCAAGAACCCCAACAUCAAAAGUGCCGAGCAGCUCACCGCCUUCCUGAAGCACGUGGUUUCUGUGUUCAAGCAGUCAAAUGCAGAAGGAAUACACCUGGAGCGUCACCUCAGUGAGGUUGCUCUGCAGACGGCACUCUCCUGUUCUUCUCGACACUAUGCUGGGAGAUCCUUCCAGAUUUUCAGGGCACUGAAGCAGCCCCUGUCUGCACACACACUUUCCGACGUCCUCUCCAGGCUUGUGGAAACCGUGGGGGACCCAGGGGAGGAUGCGCAGGGAUUUGUGAUUGAACUGCUUCUCACCUUGGAAUCUGCAAUUGAUACCUUGGCCGAAACCAUGAAGCAUUACGAUCUGCUUUCUGCCCUUUCUCAAACCUCAUACCAUGAUCCUGUAAUGGGAAACAAGUAUGCAGCUAACAGAAAAAGCACUGGGCAGCUCAACCUAAGCACAGGUCCCAUUAACAGCAGCAGUUACCUGGGCUACAACAGUAACACGAGAAGUAACUCUUUGAGGUUAAGUUUAGUUGGCGACCGCAGAGGGGACCGGAGGCGGAGCAACACACUGGAUAUAAUGGACGGACGGAUCAACCACAGUGGUAGCUUGGCGAGGACUCGAAGCCUUUCCUCGCUGAGAGAGAAAGGACUGUAUGACGCACAGCCCGCCACCGAGCCCACCAACCUGAUGGCCACCAUCUUCUGGAUAGCGGCGUCUCUGUUAGAAUCUGACUAUGAAUACGAAUACCUCCUGGCUCUCAGGCUUCUCAACAAGCUGCUCAUCCACUUGCCCCUGGAUAAGUCGGAGAGUCGAGAGAAGAUUGAGAACGUACAGAGCAAGUUGAAGUGGAGUAACUUUCCAGGCCUUCAGCAGCUCUUCCUUAAGGGCUUUACCUCAGUGUCUACCCAAGAGAUGACUGUGCAUCUCCUCAGUCAACUCAUUUCGGUCUCCAAGCACACGUUGGUGGAUCCGUCCCAGCUGUCAGGCUUCCCUCUUAACAUCCUUUGCUUACUGCCUCACCUAAUCCAGCACUUUGACAGCCCAACUCAGUUUUGCAAGGAAACCGCUAGUCGAAUAGCAAAGGUCUGUGCAGAAGAGAAGUCCCCGACGCUGGUGAACCUGGCUCACAUGAUGAGUUUGUACAGCACACACACCUAUUCUAGAGACUGCUCCAACUGGAUCAAUGUGGUGUGUCGGUACCUGCACGACUCCUUCUCAGACGCGACCUUCGGUCUUGUGACUUACCUGGCAGAGCUGUUAGAAAAAGGACUGUCCAGUAUGCAGCAGUCAUUGCUACAGAUUAUCUAUAGUCUGUUGAGUCACGUCGACCUGUCUGCUGCCCCGGCCAAGCAGUUUAACCUGGAGAUCAUAAAGAUUAUUGGUAAAUAUGUACAGAGUCCUUACUGGAAGGAGGCCCUCAACAUCCUAAAGCUGGUGGUGUCCCGCUCUGCAAGCCUUGUUGUACCCAAUGACAUCCCCAAGGCCUAUGGAGUGGAUGUAGGUUCUCCUGAAAUAUCCUUCGCUAAAAUCUUCAAUAACGUCUCAAAGGAGUUGCCCGGCAAGACCUUGGACUUUCACUUUGACAUCUCUGAGACGCCCAUCAUUGGAAACAAAUACGGAGGCCAGCACAGCGCUGCGGGAAGGAACGGGAAAGCGAAGGUGAUUGCCGUCACCAGGAGCACCUCCUCCACCUCCUCUGGCUCCACUUCCAAUGCCCUGGUUCCCGUCAGUUGGAAAAGGCCACAGUUAUCACAGCGGAGAACAAGAGAGAAGCUGAUGAGCGUGCUAUCUCUCUGUGGCCCCGAAUCCGGCCUCCCGAAGAAUCCCUCUGUUGUGUUUUCUUCUAACGAGGAUUUGGAAGGCGGGGACCAGCAGACCAGCUUGAUUUCCACCACAGAGGACAUAAUCCAGGAAGAAGAAGUUGCCGUUGAAGACAACAGCAGUGAGCAACAGUUCGGCGUCUUUAAGGACUUCGACUUCCUGGAUGUUGAGUUGGAAGAUGCAGAGGGGGAGAGCAUGGACAAUUUCAACUGGGGAGUCCGCCGGCGCUCGCUGGACAGUAUUGACAAAGGAGAUACACCGUCCCUCCAGGAGUACCCGUGCUCUAGCAGCACUCCCAGCUUGACGCUGACGAACCAGGAGGACACGGACGAGUCCUCAGAGGAAGAAGCCGCCCUCACGGCAAGCCAGAUCCUGUCACGCACACAGAUGCUCAACAGUGACUGUGUGGCGGAUGACAUGACGCCCGAGCACCAGGACCUGCUGCAGUCUCAGGAUUCCGCCAGCAGCAACACCACAGAAGACGUUCUACAGAUCAGAGAUGAGCCCAGUUUGGAGGCCUGUCUCGAUAAUGCUCGCAGCCAGCUGCCUGAGGAUACAAGUUCAGUAUUAAAGGAGGAACAUGUUACAGCCUUUGAAGAUGAAGGGUCAUACAUUAUUCAAGACCAACAGGACCAGCUAGUGUGUCGAGGAAUCCUUGAUUUAGAAGAAACUGACAUGCCAGAGCCUCUGGCCCCGGAAAGCUACCCCGAGUCCAUCUGCGAAGAGGACGUCACCUUGGCUUUGAAGGAGCUGGAUGAACGGUGUGAGGAGGAAGAGGCUGAUUUCUCUGGGUUGUCCAGUCAAGAGGAAGACGAACAGGAUGGUUUUCCGGAAGUGCAGUCCUCGUCGCCUCUGCCCACGCCCUUUCUGUCCGCCAUCAUAGCAGCCUUUCAGCCCGUGGCUUACGAGGAUGAGGAAGAGGCCUGGCGCUGCCAUGUCAGUCAGAUGCUGUCAGACACGGACGGAUCGUGCGCGGUGUUUACCUUCCACGUGUUCUCAAGGCUGUUUCAGACAAUUCAAAGAAAGUUUGGGGAGCUAACAAACGAAGCCGUGGGCUUUCUUGGUGAGAGUCUACAGCGCAUCGGUACCAAGUUUAAAAGCUCGCUGGAAGUGAUGAUGACAUGUUCAGAAUGCCCCACCGUCUUUGUGGACGCCGAGACGCUAAUGGCCUGCGGUUUGCUAGAAACACUCAAGUUCAGUGUCUUGGAGCUGCAGGAACAUCUGGAUACCUACAACACCAAGAGAGAAGCAGCUGAGCAGUGGUUAGAGAAUUGUAAGAGGACGUUCGGUGCCAGUGAAGACAUAUAUAGGAUAAACACCAAUGCACAACAAAUGGGAAUUCUAGCAGAGUUGGAGCUUUGCAGGCGGUUGUACAAACUGCACUUCCAGCUGCUGCUUCUGUUCCAGGCCUACUGCAAGCUCAUCAACCAAGUAAACACGAUCAGAAACGAAGCAGAGGUCAUCAACAUGUCAGAGGAACUUGCCCAGCUGGAAGGUAUCCUUAAGGAAGCCGAGGCGGCUUCGGAAAAUGAAGAGAUCGAUAUUUCCAAAGCUGCACAGACCACAAUAGAAACCGCCAUUCAUUCUCUGAUUGAAACCCUGAAAAACAAGGAGUUUGUGUCGGCGGUAGCCCAAGUCAAAGCUUUUAGAACCCUCUGGCCCAACGACAUCUUCGGCAGCUGUGAAGACGACCCCGUGCAGACGCUGUUACACAUCUACUUCCACCAUCAGACCCUCGGCCAGACGGGCAGCUUUGCGGUCAUCGGCUCAAACCUGGACAUGUCUGAGGCUAACUCCAAACUGAUGGAACUUAACCUGGAGAUCAGAGAGUCUCUUCGCAUGGUGCAGUCCUAUCCACUUCUAGCACAGGCCAAACCAGUGGGAAAUAUGGCGAGCACUGGAUUCUGAGCAACUUCUGAUACUCGAGAGAGGAGGGAGUAAAGCUGAAAAUGAUCAAGAUUAUUAACCAAGCACCUUUUAUGAACCCUUGUGAUUCACUGAUAACUUAUGGGCGGCACCUUCAAUUGUAGUCUACUAAUUUCAAACUGUCAAAAACAAAAAACCCUGAAGAACAAUAUCUAACUGCUUAACUGCUGCCUAUACCUCCACAGUAACUGUAUGAAGAAGGAGUUUUGUUUUGUUUUUUUAACCUAUGUGAAAAAAGAAAAAGGGCUAAAAGAUGCAUCCGAGUACAUUACUCUGGAGGAAAGAAUAGAAUUCCGAAGACGUUUGCAAUAAUGGCCUCCAAGACAUGGCAGGGCGGGUGAUGUGAGGCUGGGAUCGGGGCCAAUUCAUUUUAGCUGAAGACCUGCCACCUGCAGAGUCACCUGGAUUUCUAGCUGUCAUCAACAUAACCUACAGUUGACGCUAAUCAUCAUCAACGACAUGACGACCAUCCAGUCCGACAAAUAACAGACUUAUUUGCAAAAACCAUUGGGUCUGGGGUUUUGGUUUUGUUUUCUCCCAACGUAUGGGAUAAGGGUUGGGGGGGGGGUGGUGUUUGUAGGGUUUUUGUUUUGUUUUGUUCUUGGUCUGUAUAUGGAAUUAUGUGUGUGUGAGCUGGAGUGUGUGAGCGUGUGACAGUCCGAUUUCCAAAGUGUGGAUGUCUGGUGACAACUUCUCAGAGCAUGCCUAAAAGAGCACUGCAAGAUUAUUUUUGAAAAAAUUUUAUUUUAUUAGAUCUAACUCUUCAUAGUGUGUAAAUGUUAGAACACUUUAAUAAUAUUUUAAAACUGGGCUUUCCCAGUGUCUCAAAAAAAAGAAAGAAAUAAUAUAUCUGUUAAUAUUAUUGGACUCUGCUGCUGAGCUCUCUGAUCAGUGCUUGUGUUGAUAUUGUUGAUAACUAACCAAAGUAGAUGCCUGCAGAGACUUUAAAAUGUAAAAUACAGAUGUGCGCUGCCCGUCAGCGCCCCUCAUUAGACAAGUUAACUUAUUUUACUCAUAAUUAUUAUAGAUACUGCAUAGACUAAAACCUGUAUUUUCCUGUACAUUCGUGCCAUGCACUGUUAUACCAGAGUACACGUACAGAGCUAAAGGAAAAGCUGUGGUCACUGAUGGUGGACUGUGUGGUCUGCAGGCUCGGAGGGCCUCAGACGUCCAGAGGUGCAGAUGGUUUGUGUGUUUAUGCAGGACUCAGCUGGUUUCAGGCUAGAGGAGCCUUGGAAGACAAAAGCCUGAAGACUGACUCCCAAAACACGCAAUAUACUCCUCCACUGUCUAAGUGUGUAACGUAACACACACUGGAUCCUCUGUCCUUUUUUUUAAAAUAGCAUUUUGUAAAGGAAAUGAAUGUAGUCCCACGACUCCUGAUUUGAAAGGAACACCUUGUAUUUUUUAUAUGCAUCUCUUAUCCACUGUGACUUUUAUUUUCAAACUGGGCUCUGUGAACUCCAGAGUUUGGAAUGUAGAAAUGAAUUGCUUCGCUUUGCCUUUUCCUAGGGGUGUGGGCCCUGACAGAAAUGUAAUUAUGCUCAAGUGCAUUAAUCGAAGGCACUGUGCACGUCGCUGGACUGCUGGCCAUAGUUAUGCUUCCUGUCAAAUUCCAUAACUGGUCACAGCACAUUCAUAAUCACUGUAUUUUUUGACCCAGAUUAAAAAAAAACAAUUAUUUUAAUGGUGUUCUGGUACUGUAAAUGGUGUCCUUUAAAUUAUUAAUAACUUUUGGGUUGGGGGGGCAGGCACAGGGAUGGUGUCCAGAGACACACCACACUUCACAUCCCCCCUCUCCCAUCUUUCUCAUCCUCCUUACAUCCUUUUUGUUAAAAAUAA